GUAAAUAAAGCGUACUAUAUUUCCCGUGCUAAUUUGAAAGCUGCCAAAGAACAGUGGAAUACAACUAAGAAUGACUACGAGAUGACGCUGAAUGCGGACUCCCAGGUUAUCCCGUGCGAAGAUGAAGACACGAGUUCACUGCCGCAGAUGCAUUUCAAUUUCGUUCCCAUUGGAAAGUUGGAUACAUGUGAACCCAACACAUUCGUUGAUAUUGUGGGUGUUGUUCAUGAGACCGGAGAUGUUCAGACGAUCAUGGCGAAAGCGUCACAACGUGAGUUGCGCAAACGGGAGCUUGGACUCGUGGAUAACUCUAAUUGUGUGGUUCGUCUCACGUUGUGGGGCGAAGAGGCAGCCAACUUCGAUGGAUCUCAGCACCCAGCCAUAGUCAUCAAGGGAGCCAAAGUGUCCGAUUUUAAUGGCCGAUCACUGUCAGUGAGCACCACUUCUAGUGUCCUUUUGGCUCCGACAAACGUCCCUGAGGCCAUCCGACUGAAGGGUUGGUAUGAGCACGAAGGACGAUAUGCCAACUUCGAGACGUACAAGAGCGAAAUGAUGGGUGCUGGUGGUUCGUCUGCGGAUGGUGCGAACGCCGCUGGCGGGUGUCUAGGUGGCUGGCAUCUGACUCAGGAUCUGAAGGCUUCGGGUGUGGGCACUAAUGUGAAAGCUGACUUUUUCUCCUGCAAGGGUACUUUGGUUUUUCUUAAAAAAGAAAAUUUCAUGUAUCAGGCUUGCCCGACUGAGGGAUGCAACAAGAAGGUGGUGGAUUUGGGAAACGGUCUCUUCCGAUGCGAGAAAUGUGCUCGUGAGACUCCCAAUUGUAAAUGGCGAUUGCUUCUGAUGGCUAAGAUCGCAGACAUGACAGGCGAUAUGUGGGUAACUUGCUUCCAAGAUUCGGCAGAGACGUUGCUCGGCGAGACGGCGGAUAAUUUAGGGGCACUCAAGGAGUCGCAGGAUGAAACCCAAUUGGAGCGCGUGUUCCUGAAUUCGGUGUUCAAUUCUUGGCUGUUUCGUCUGCGAGCUAAAGUCGAUCGGUACAACGAUGAAGAACGGUUGCGCGUUGUGGUUGCAGAUGUGAAACCAUUAGACCACGUGGACUAUGCACGUCGGCUUGCGAAAGCUAUCAAUGAUCUGGCUCCAAGCCUACCGGAGGAGGUGACUGAGUAUGCGGCGUAA
Molecule: messenger RNA, 1173 nt
Organism: Echinostoma caproni
Lineage: Eukaryota; Metazoa; Platyhelminthes; Trematoda; Plagiorchiida; Echinostomatidae
Source: the annotation of a GenBank genome assembly